This is a messenger RNA of Amborella trichopoda, 1023 nucleotides long. It is a transcript of the gene AGL6, whose product is annotated as AGAMOUS-like 6. The record is from RefSeq and is marked provisional. Gene Ontology annotation, cellular component: nucleus. Gene Ontology annotation, biological process: positive regulation of transcription by RNA polymerase II. Lineage: Eukaryota; Viridiplantae; Streptophyta; Magnoliopsida; Amborellales; Amborellaceae. Gene Ontology annotation, molecular function: protein dimerization activity; RNA polymerase II transcription regulatory region sequence-specific DNA binding; DNA-binding transcription factor activity.
AUGGGGAGAGGAAGGGUGGAGCUGAAGCGAAUCGAGAACAAGAUCAACAGGCAAGUGACCUUCUCCAAGAGGAGGAACGGUUUGCUCAAGAAGGCGUAUGAGCUCUCUGUGCUUUGCGAUGCCGAGGUCGGACUGAUCAUCUUCUCCAGCCGCGGAAAGCUUUACGAGUUCGGAAGCGCCGGUCUGAGCAAAACCCUCGAGAGGUACCAGAGGUGUUGUUACACCCCACAAGACAAUAGUGCCACUGAUCGUGAAACACAGAAUUGGUCUCAAGAAUUGUCAAAAUUGAAGGCAAAAUAUGAGACUCUACAACGAUCACAAAGACAUUUGCUUGGGGAAGACCUUGGACCUCUGAGUGUCAAGGAACUACAACAACUUGAACGACAACUUGAAGUCGCUCUUUCUCAGGCCAGGCAAAGAAAGACACAAAUAUUGAUGGAUCAAAUGGAAGAGCUUCGCAGGAAGGAGCGGCGCCUCGGAGACAUAAAUAAGCAGCUCAAGAGCAAGCUGGAGUCAGAUGGUCAAGGCUCUUUCAGAGGCAUUCAAGGGACAUGGGAAUCUGGCACUGUAGUUGGGAACAACGCAUUUGCUGUCAACCCUUCGCAUGCUAACCCCAUUGAUUGUGAACCUACCUUACAAAUUGGGUACCAUCACUUUGUUUCCCCUGAAUCAAUCCCUAGGACUGGGCCUGCUGAGAGUAACUUUGUUCAAGGUUGGGUCCUAUAAGGUGUUUUCCAGCAAUCACUAAUCAGAUCCCAUUGCUGGAUUGCAUAAUUGAAUAGAUAUGUAUACAGUUGUUAGUGAUGGGGUUCACAUGCUCUGUCUUGUCAUUGCGUGUUCCAUGUCAUGGUAAUUACUGAAGUUCUCGUCUAGCAUGGAACCAUUAUGCUAGUUAUUAUUCUAGUUAACAACUUCUAUUGUAUGAAUGCAAUAAUUCAGCAAACAAAGGAUGGAGUAACUCCAACGGCCAAAUUUGUAACUCCUAACUUAUUUUAAUUAGGUUGAUGCAAUUUGGGCAGCAAA